UUUGCACACAUGUGCAAAAACACGCAAUAAAUAAGUAGAAUGUUAAGUAAAUUAUAGAAGCUAUAGUAACACAAACAAUUUCUAUUUUCCUCUCAAUACUAAAUAAAGUGAACGAUAAUAUCGACAAUAUUUCUAUACAAGCGAUAAAAUACGGUUUUCGCCAUGAAAACAAUCGAAAACUGGAGGAGGAAAGGAGACAAUAUUCGCGCAAGUGGUGAAGAAACUAUAAUGCUAAUGGGUUAUGCAAAUUACACUAACUGAUAACGCAAUGUAUAUAAAUUGUAACAUUUUCUGUCCGCCUUAGUAGUUUGCCGAGAAAUCGAGAAAGGUAUCAGCAAAGCGGCGCCAACAAAAGUUGAAUAUAUCGACUCAAAGAAGGAUAAUGGCAAGAAUCUACAUUCUUCUUUGUAACGUCAUAAUCGCGGUAUUUACCAUCGUAACCGCGACCAAUUACUGCGACGUGGAAUCAUGCGUGGCUAAAAGAGCAUUGCACACUAUGUGCAAAUAUACUUCAUCAGAACCAGCGAGUGCAUGCGGAAAAUCAUCUAAUAUUGAUCUUACAAUUAGUGAAGCUGACAGGCAAACUAUAGUCGAUAAACACAAUGAACUGAGACGACGAGUCGCAACAGGUGGAGAGAAAAAAGGACAACUCAGGUCUGGGAUAAAGAACUGGUCCACAACCCGCGGCGAAGAGCAUGCCAGACUUGGUCUGGGAUAAAGAACUAGAAGAUAUUGCGCAAAGGUGGGCUAUUCAAUGCGAUUUCAAUCAUGACAAAUGCAGAAAUGUAGAUAGAUUUGAAGUUGGUCAGAACAUAGCCCAAACGUCUUCUUCGGGAGAAAACACAUCCAGUUUGCAAAGUAUGAUCCAACUAUGGUACGAUGAAGUGGAUAAGUUCGAUAAAAAUAAAGUCUCUUCAUAUGAAUUUGAUCCGAAUACAAGCCACUAUACCCAAAUAGUCUGGGCUAACACAACUAAAAUCGGUUGCGGAAUAAUAAAGUAUACGAAGUCAAACGGCUGGAAUACGAAAUAUCUAGUUUGCAAUUACGGUGAAAGUGGAAAUUGGAUCGGUGAAAAAAUUUAUGAAAUUAAGAAAUAAGUUCAACCAAUAGAUUAAAGAUGCAAUAUACAUAUUCAUAAAAAGUAAUAACACGAAAGAAAAUGGGAAAGAAAAUAAGAGUGGCAGUAUGUUUUGUCAACAUAGAAACAGAUAAUUGCAAUUGUUGUAAUAAUAUUAAUAGAAAGCAAACCUUGUUUAAAAAUGCUACUGAAGGUAACUAUUUGUCGGAAAAAUGCAUUAUGAUGAAAAUUCUAAACUAUUUAACAUAUUUUAAACUAUUUAAAAACAAGUUACAAGAGCAUAAGAGAAUGUGUACUGUAACAAAGACAUUAUUGACACAUGCCGUUCCAUUACAAAAAAAAACAUUUUAUAUUUAAUAUCCGUAAUUUGGAAGAAAUUGUAUUUUUAUCAAACAUAAUGCAUCAAUCUUGCUACUAAAAGUAAAACAUUAAAGUAAAAGAAGUUAAAGUUAAGUAUCUGAUGGAGUGAAAGAGAGAAUAAUACUGACGUAAAAAAUGAGAGAAAAAUUAAUCACAAUGCAUUGAAAUGAAAUGUACAUAGCAACAUUAUAUGUAACUAUUAUAAUUUUUUGUAAGAGUAGAUACAAUUUAAAAAAUACUUUAGGGGAACACAAACAGUAACAAAUACGUUAUCAUGUUAUGUGUUGUUUUAUUAACAAAAAAACACUUUAGGUCUAAUACUUGUAAUUUAUAAGAAAAUUGUAAACAUUGUAUAUGUACUCCUAUCAAAUAUACAGUAUAAAUGCGACUGAAGAUCAUUAUUUGUCGGAAAAAUGCAUUAUAAUGAUUCUAAACUAUUUAAAAUAAUUUGAACUACUUAAAAAAACUACUUUAAAAGAACACUUAAGAGAAUUCUUACUCUAACAAGGACAGCAUUGACACAUGCAAUUCCAUUGCAAAAAAAACAAUUUACGAUAAAUACCCUUAAUUUAGAAGAAAAUUGUAUUCUUAUCAAACAAUGCAUCGACCUUGCACCUGAAACUUUAGCAAAAAUACAACUCAAAAUGUUCUCGUUAGAUUUUCAAUUUAUGGUCUUGUUUUAAAAAUAAUAAAUGAAUUACAUUUGAGUUAUAGAUUAUAUUGAAAGAAAAAUAUUGUAAAAAGUUUGACAUUUGCUGUACAAAUUGUACGCUAUGUAAAUGAUAACUUCAUUCAUAAGCAAAAACAAAUAUGUACUGCUAUAUAGAAUGAUUUAGAAAAUUGUUCACAAUAGUUUUGAAAUGUUGCUAUAAUAUUGUUCAAACUAUUACGCUCAAACUAUUAGUUUACGCCUCUCUACUUAUAAUAGGACUAAUUUAGACUAGAGUGACAGACGUAGCAUCAAUGUUACAUUGAAAAACACGUACAUUGUCAUAAUUUUACAAUGGCCCGUUGUUGCAUUUAAUAAAAAUAUUUUGAACAA
Molecule: messenger RNA, 2480 nt
Organism: Vollenhovia emeryi
Lineage: Eukaryota; Metazoa; Arthropoda; Insecta; Hymenoptera; Formicidae
Product: venom allergen 3-like
Exons: 5
Coding region: 696-1097 (133 amino acids)
Source: RefSeq, a predicted model, not a curated record